AUGGAUCCCGCUAACGCACCUCGUGCCCCUCUUUUCUUCGGCCUUCUAUUGGCCAUCUCGCUCCUUUCCGGCUUCCCCGCUUCACGCGCACAAGAGUUUCUCAGUUCUGCAUUUUCCUCUGAAGACCCAUCCAGCGCUCCCAACUCGUUUCUCUUCCCCACUUCAACCUUCACUCCCUCCAUAUCGCCCUCGGACUCCUCUUCGUCAUCCUCAUCAUCCUCCUCCUCUUCCUCCUCUUCCCCCUCAUCCUCUUCCCCGCACCUUUCAUCCACGCGUCAAUCCGGCAUGUUUCCCAACAGCAACGGCAGACAAACCACCAUAAACAGUCAAACCGACGGGGCUACAACCAAGCCCGUGAACCGCUUCAAGACGGGACCCAUCAGGCGGAGCCCGCCGCAAGCGCAACCGUCACCGAACCCAACCCCGAAUCCCUUCCCGCGACCCUCCCCCACGCCGUCCCCGAAGCCAAUCCCGUCCCCCUCGCCCAAGCCUCCCACCAUACCAACGCCCCAGCCGACAAUACCGUACCCAGUUCCGCCAGGGGGGGGUGUCUGGUCGGGGCCUGGACGCGGGGCGGAGUAUCUGAUAAAGCUUCCGCCGGUGCCGCCCCGCCUCCAGUUCAACGUGCGGCGCUUCGGCGCGAUGGGGAACGGGGUGAAGGACGACACUCGCGCGUUUGACUCCGCGUUCGCCGCAGCGUGCUCGAUCGGGCGCACGCGGAACGUGGCGACAGAAGUGGUGGUACCGUACGGGUGGUACGCAGUGACCUACCUGGAGAUGGAAGGGCCGUGUGGCCCGCGCUUUGUCUUCAAGCUCGACGGCGUGAUUCUCGGCCCAACAGGUCCGUUCGUGGCGCCGACGCGGGCUGCGGUGGUGUCGUUCAGCUCCAUCCCGUGGCUCAUCGUGUCGGGGCGCGGCGCGAUUGACGGGCGCGGCGCGAACUGGUGGCGCAUGUGGGAGGCGGGGCAGCUGAACGUGGACCGUCCGAUGCUCAUGACCGUGUACCGAUGCAACAACUCCGUGAUUCAGGGGAUCACGCUGCGUAACCCGGGCACGAUCCAUCUCAAGAUUUCGCGAACGAUAGGCGCCGUUGUGAUCAACGUGACUACAACGAGCCCCGCCAACUCGCCCAACACGGACUCCAUCCAUAUCUCCGCCAGUCGCGGUGUGACCGUAAAGAGGUGCACGCUGCACGGAGGGGAUGACAACGUGGUGAUUGAAGCGGGGUCUAACAGCGUGCGUGUGGAGGACACGUGGUGCAUUGCAGGCCACGGAAUCAGCAUCGGCAGCCUGGGCGACAUGGGGAGCACAGCGUGCGUGCAGAACGUGGUGAUCAAGAACGUCGUCCUAAUGGCGCUCUCCAACGGCCUCCGAAUCAAGACCUACCAGGGUGGAUCGGGCUCCGUCUCCAACGUGAGCUACCGGAACGUGUACAUGGUGAACGUCCGGAGGCCUAUAGUCAUCGACCAGCAUUACUGCGACCGAAACUCCGUGUCCCACUGCGAGGAAUCUUCCCAGCACGCCGUGGCCAUAUCCAACAUCUCCUACUCGAGGAUAAUCGGAACCACGGAUUACACGGAAGGGCUCUACCUCAACUGCUCGUCUACGGUUCCCUGCCGUGGCAUCACGCUGAAGGACAUCAACAUCACGUCGUCUGCGUCCUCACGGAUGCUGUUACGGCCCAAGAUUGCGCAUGUGUUUGGGGGGGUGCGCAGCGUGGUUGCGCCGAGACUUCUCCCGCAGCAGAUACAGUUGGGGCCUGUACCGUUUCAGGAGCAGGUGGCGGCACAACGCAUGGCCAGCCUCUGCCG
Closterium sp. Naga37s-1 is the source of this 1811-nucleotide messenger RNA. NCBI's taxonomy places the organism in Eukaryota, Viridiplantae, Streptophyta, Zygnematophyceae, Desmidiales, Closteriaceae. The record is from the annotation of a GenBank genome assembly.